UUUCCCAGUUAUUAUCCACAAUCUCUAAUUGAAUCGUAGGUAUGGUUGAACUUCACGAUCGUCACACGGCUACAAAUUUGAAAGACGAGGUUUAUCAAAAGUUGACGGAAUUGAACAUCGACAUCAACCAAGUAUACAGCGUCACUGUAGAUAAUGGACGCAACAUGGUGAAAAUGGUACAUUUGAUGGAGAAGGACACUACAGAAGACAUCGAACAGUAUCUCGAUUGUAGUGUAGACGGCAGCAUGCAGAAAACGGACGAAGAAACGCCUAAUGGUGUAGAUGGCCUCGAAGAUUACGAUGACACCAUGGAAGGGUUCUUGAAUGAUUUGAAUGACCUCAUUUGUGGACAUCAAGUAGCAUGCAUACGCUGUGGUGCGCAUACUGUGCAGCUAGUGGUCUCCGAUGUGUGCAAAGACGAGGUUCAUCAAAGGAAUAUCAAAGCUAUCACCAAGAUAGUUGUGGCGUUUCAUAACACCAAGUACAAAAAUUUUUUCGAGGUUUCUGGUGGAAAAUAUCCGUCUAUUCCUGGUCCAACAAGAUGGAAUUCGAACUUUCUUAUGCAACAAAGCCUACUGAACAGCAAGGAUUUCUUCGAAAGGCUUGGUUGUGAAUAUGCCGAACUGGAUCUAACAACAUACUGGGAAUUCAUUGGAUCAUUUGUGACGGCGUUCGAACCACUAUAUGAUUGCACUUUGGCAAUCCAAAAAGAAACAUGUACCCUCAGCGACUUUUUUGGCUUUUGGAUGACUGCAUUUGGAAGAGUAGCGGCGCUGGAAACCAAUAUUUUCAGAGCAACAAUCCUGGCAUCAAUGGAAAUUCGAGAAAAAGCCUUGUUCGACAAUUAUCCUUUUCAAGUAGCGGUGUAUAUGGAUCCUCGAUUUUCAUUUUAUGGAUCGAAAAUAUUUUCGUGUUCACAGAAAGAACGCAUAAUUGACUACCUGCUUGCGCUCCACAAAAAGAUCAACAGAACCACACGUCAGGAAUCAUCAACCCCUCCGCCGGCGGAAGAAGCUGUGCCAUCAUCAUCGCAAGGAAGGUUUAGCUUAAACAGCUACCUAUCUGCACGACUCGGAGAAACUUCAGCAACCACUCCGCAAACGAGCACGUGGGAAAUGAAAUUGAGGAACGUGCAAUAUCAACAACGGGUGGAUGCUGAUGUUCCGAAUUUCAAUAUCGUGCAAUACUGGGCACAAAGGCGCUUCGAAGAUCCUGAACUUUGGCAGUUGGCCAAGGUCGUGUUUGGAGCAGCUUCGACGCAGUGCAGUGUAGAACGCGACUUCAGUCAAUUCAAUAUCAUACUCACAAAACCACGAAACCGAAUGAAGGACGAAAAUCUGGAAAACGUCUUGAAGAUAAAGGCGAACAAAGGUAUAUUCCAAAGGGCCCUCACGUUGGCCAUAAACGAAUGAUUUAAGAGAUUCAUU
Messenger RNA from Aedes albopictus (Asian tiger mosquito), 1427 nucleotides. RefSeq lists its product as uncharacterized. NCBI's taxonomy places the organism in Eukaryota, Metazoa, Arthropoda, Insecta, Diptera, Culicidae. Gene Ontology annotation, molecular function: protein dimerization activity. The transcript is spliced from 3 exons. The coding region runs from base 42 to 1412 and encodes 456 amino acids. The record is from RefSeq and is a predicted model, not a curated record.